UGCUACAGAAUCUUUUACUGCACAGCAGUGCUCAGCAGCCAGUCCUACAGGCAGUGCGUUUGUGAAUGAGUGUAAUUGUGGAUGUGAGCAUAAUUCAGAGGCAGGGCAUUUGGGUUUGCUUUGGUGUCUGCUGCAGGUUAGCAGUGACCUAGGGAUAUGGGCUUUUUGGUUACUGAAGAUAUGACCCACCUCAAAAGUGAAAGGUCUGUGUUUCCCAGAGCUUGUUACUGAGCUCUGCUAUUCCUGUAAGGCCUAGAUUCUGCUUACAACUUAGCCUGACAGUAUUGAUUUGGAGAAAGUGUUUAUGCUCUGCAGGUAUACUGGGUGCAAAUCUGUUGGUUAUGUUGUGAUUGUAUGGUACCCUAUACUGAUAUAUAGGGACUUUUAUUUAGUCUGCUAGCUAUGCUCUGCCAAUUAAAUAGUCGUCUUAUAUCAACAAUAUUUUACUAGCCCAGAGAAAGCUUCCGUCUUCUGAAGUGUUACGACUUUUUACCAGUGAGUAUACUUGGGAGAGUAGAAUUUGGGGUGCUCUCAAAUUUGGUAGGAGAAGACACUGGAAAACAUAGAAACUGCGAAGCUCAGAUAAGUGUAUUUAGAUGAGGGUUGACUCUUUAGGGAUGAAGAGUGAAGGGAAUGAUGCCAGCUUUGGGCAAUUCACUUAUAGCCUUAUGUGUGCUCUUUCCUCCUUUUCUUUGCUCUCGGAUGUCCUGAUUGUCAAAGUUGUUGGGCAACUGAAGACCAUCACAUCUGUCCUUCUCCCUGUUUGCCAUGAUACAGAUAUGCAGCUGGGAGAAAACGUAAAUGUUUGGUGGGAACUGUUGUAUUAAUAUUUAUAAUUGAUCUUAUAUUUCUAAUGGAGUUUCUGGUGCAACUUCACAUUAUGCUUUAUCUCUUCCGGUGACAGGCUGUAGUACACUUUCGUCUCCCUUAGUUCAGAUCUAGUAAUCACAUGGCUUAGGAUGUGUGGUUUUUACCCUACUGCUCUGGUGGAAAAAUAAACAAACUCACUUGUUAGAAAAGUGUCAUUAGUUCAACAGGCUGAACUUACUCAUACAGAACUACAGGGUUGCGAGUUACAAUGCAGAUGAAGUUGAAGUGAGCAGUGAUGGGUGAGGAAGAGAAGGGGAAAGUCUUUUUCACUGGUGUCCUGCAGUUAGACUGCAGUUGAAAUUGUAGCUUCUGUUAACUGUCCAAAGUUGAUCUAAAACCACUCAGUGAUUGAAUUGGUUGUUUUGCCCCUCUGUUUCUUUACAUCUCCCCUCCUUUUCCUUGUUUCUGGCUGUUAAUGGUUGGAGGGCAAGUUGAAUUGGCUUGCUAAUCAGACAGGAAACUAAUUUUAUUUAUUUUAUUUUUUUAAUUGCCUUUUAGUCAAAUUGGGUAUCAAUAGGAAAGAGCAGGAGGGGAGAGUGGGGCUUCCUCUUCUGGUGGCAGUGCUGACUUACCGCAGAGCUCAGUGUGUGACGCUGCUGAAGGGAUACAGAAGUCUCCCAGAAUGGAUGAUGCUGUUAGUAUUGAAAGCGGUACUAAUACUGAACGCCCUGACACCCCAACAAAUACUCCUAAUGCACCAGGAAGAAAAAGCUGGGGAAAAGGAAAGUGGAAGUCAAAGAAGUGCAAAUAUUCCUUCAAAUGUGUAAAUAGCUUAAAGGAGGACCAUGGUCAGCCGUUGUUUGGAGUCCAGUUUAACUGGCACAGUAAAGAGGGAGAUCCUCUUGUUUUUGCCACUGUAGGCAGCAACAGAGUUACUUUAUAUGAAUGCCAUUCCCAAGGAGAAAUACGUUUGCUACAGUCCUAUGUAGAUGCUGAUGCAGAUGAAAAUUUCUACACCUGUGCAUGGACAUAUGAUAGCAAUACAAGCCAUCCUCUUCUGGCUGUGGCAGGGUCCAGGGGUAUUAUUAGGAUAAUUAAUCCUAUUACAAUGCAGUGCAUAAAGCACUAUGUAGGCCAUGGAAAUGCAAUCAAUGAACUGAAAUUCCAUCCAAGAGAUCCGAAUCUCCUUUUAUCUGUAAGCAAAGAUCAUGCAUUGAGACUGUGGAACAUCCAGACAGACACGCUGGUUGCAAUAUUUGGAGGAGUAGAAGGGCACAGGGAUGAGGUGUUAAGUGCAGAUUAUGAUCUUCUUGGUGAAAAAAUCAUGUCCUGUGGGAUGGAUCACUCUCUGAAACUCUGGAGAAUUAAUUCCAAGAGAAUGAUAAAUGCCAUCAAAGAGUCUUAUGAGUACAAUCCAAAUAAAACCAACAGGCCUUUUAUUUCUCAGAAAAUUCACUUUCCUGACUUUUCUACCAGAGACAUACAUAGGAACUAUGUUGACUGUGUGCGAUGGUUGGGAGACCUAAUUCUUUCCAAGUCUUGUGAAAAUGCCAUUGUGUGCUGGAAACCUGGCAAAAUGGAAGAUGAUAUAGAUAAAAUCAAGCCCAGUGAGUCAAACGUGACCAUACUUGGGAGAUUUGAUUAUAGCCAAUGUGAUAUAUGGUACAUGAGGUUUUCCAUGGAUUUCUGGCAAAAGAUGCUUGCUCUGGGCAAUCAGGUUGGCAAACUUUAUGUUUGGGAUUUAGAAAUAGAGGAUCCUCAUAAAGCCAAGUGUACAACUCUUACUCAUCCUAAAUGUGUUGCUGCGAUUCGACAAACCAGUUUUAGCAGAGAUAGUAGUAUCCUUAUAGCUGUGUGUGAUGAUGCCAGUAUCUGGCGCUGGGACAGACUACGAUAAGUUACUUUUUCUUAUUCAAAGUAGAAAAUAUAUUUUCAAAUUAUAAUAUAGUCUGUUAACUUGCUAGUAUGGUAGAUGCAUUUAGCGUAGACUUUCUCUGAGGUUCAGCAGGCUGAAGCUGAACUUAGUGAUGUUUACAUUCUGUGUAAUGUUCUGCUUGAACUCCGCUGCUUUUAAUAAAAAGAAGUAUUUUUGUAAA
This is a messenger RNA of Rhea pennata, 2906 nucleotides long. RefSeq names its product embryonic ectoderm development (gene EED). Gene Ontology annotation, biological process: heterochromatin formation; negative regulation of transcription by RNA polymerase II. Gene Ontology annotation, molecular function: nucleosome binding; protein binding. The record is from RefSeq and is a predicted model, not a curated record. The transcript has 12 exons. Bases 1493 to 2707 code for a protein of 404 amino acids. NCBI's taxonomy places the organism in Eukaryota, Metazoa, Chordata, Aves, Rheiformes, Rheidae. Gene Ontology annotation, cellular component: ESC/E(Z) complex.